Molecule: messenger RNA, 861 nt
Organism: Cavenderia fasciculata
Lineage: Eukaryota; Evosea; Eumycetozoa; Acytosteliales; Cavenderiaceae
Exons: 3
Coding region: 1-861 (286 amino acids)
Biological process (GO): rRNA processing
Cellular component (GO): small-subunit processome; Mpp10 complex; nucleolus
Molecular function (GO): snoRNA binding; rRNA primary transcript binding
Source: RefSeq, a predicted model, not a curated record
AUGAUAAGAAGAAAUGCUAGAUUAAGACAAGAAUACUUGUAUAGAAAGAAUUUAGAAGGAAAGGAAAAAGAUGUAUAUGAAAAGAAGAGAAAGAUUAAACAAGCACUCAACGAGGGUAAACCAAUACCUUCAGAGCUCAUAGAGUUUGAAUUCAACUCGCGUAAAGAGAUGAGUAUAGAAGGAGAGGAAGACUACAAGAGACUCAAUAUAGAUGAUGAAUAUGCUCGUGCAGGUGUACUCGACCCAAAAGUGUUUGUCACCACUUCGAGAGAUCCAAGUGCACGUCUUACUCAAUUUGCAAAGGAACUAAAGAUGUUGUUCCCCAACUCACAAAAGAUGAACAGAGGUGCUCACGUUAUCAAAGAAUUGGUUGAUGCAUGUCGUGCAAACGAUGUUACAGAUUUAGUUAUUGCUCAUGAACAUAGUGGUGAACCAAAUGGAUUGGUUGUUUGUCAUUUACCAUAUGGGCCAACAGCCUAUUUCGAAAUUGUAAAUUGUAUUAUGAUUCAUGAUAUUCAAGAUGCUCCACCUGCAUCUCUUGCAUACCCACAUCUUAUUUUUAAUAACUUUACUACUCCACUUGGUUCAAGAACUGAAAACAUCUUAAAAUAUUUAUUCCCAGUUCCAGCUCAAGACAGUAAAAGAGUUUUAACAUUUUCAAACAAUAAUGAUUAUAUAUCUUUUAGACACCAUAUCUAUGAAAAAGAUGGUCACAAGAAUGUUUUAUUAAAAGAGGUUGGACCAAGAUUCGAAUUAAAACUAUACAAGAUUCAAUUGGGCACAAUCGAUCAACCAGAAGCAGAUGUUGAAUGGGUAUACAGACCAUACAUGAACAGUACAAAGAAUCGUACCUUUUUGUAA